Thunnus maccoyii (southern bluefin tuna) is the source of this 2413-nucleotide messenger RNA. RefSeq names its product general transcription factor IIE, polypeptide 1, alpha (gene gtf2e1). NCBI's taxonomy places the organism in Eukaryota, Metazoa, Chordata, Actinopteri, Scombriformes, Scombridae. The transcript is spliced from 6 exons. Gene Ontology annotation, cellular component: transcription factor TFIIE complex. The record is from RefSeq and is a predicted model, not a curated record. Bases 198 to 1538 code for a protein of 446 amino acids. Gene Ontology annotation, biological process: transcription open complex formation at RNA polymerase II promoter; transcription initiation at RNA polymerase II promoter.
UUUUGGUUUUCUUUCCGGGGUUGUCUGUCUUCUCAAAAUGAUUAAAGUGCAUGCUAAAAAACCUAGCAGUUUAUAGAUUCAGAAGAGCAGCUAUGUCCUGUGAGUUUUAGCUCUCCUGAGGCUGUGUGUCUUCUGAAAUGACUUAAGGAAGCGGCUUCUUUAUCGUGUUUGUGGAAUUUAAAGAGAAUCAGCAGAAGAUGAUAGAACCACAGCUACUGACCGAGGUCCCUGCAGCACUUAAGCGGCUGGCCAAGCAGGUCGUGAGGGGUUUCUAUGGGGUGGAGCACGCCUUGGCCCUGGAUGUGCUGAUCCGCAACCCCUGUGUACGUGAGGAGGACAUGCUGGAGCUGCUCAAGUUUGACCGUAAACAGCUGCGCUCCGUACUCAACACUCUGAAAUCUGAUAAGUUUGUCAAGUGCCGCAUGAGAGUGGAGACGGCCCCUGAUGGCAAAACAACACGACACAACUACUAUUUCAUCAAUUACAGGGUGCUGGUAAAUGUGGUCAAGUAUAAAUUGGACCACAUGCGACGGCGCAUUGAGACAGAUGAGCGAGACUCCACCAACCGUGCUUCUUUCCGGUGUCCCUGCUGCUUCUCCACCUUCACCGACCUAGAGGCCAACCAGUUGUUUGACCCUAUGACAGGUACUUUUCGCUGCACCUUCUGCCAGACUGAGGUAGAAGAGGAUGAGUCUGUCUGUCCUGACGCCAGGACACCGGUGGCACGCUUCAAUGAGCAGAUUGAACCCAUCUACGCACUGCUACGCGAGACCGAAGAUGUCAACUUGUCCCAUGACCUGCUAGAGCCAGAGCCUACUGAGAUCCCUGCCCUCAAACAGAGCCGCGAACGUGCUGCAGCAUCUGCAGGAAACUCCGCAGGCGGCCCACACCGUGAAGCCUGGUCUAACAAAGGCUCGGCCUACGCUGACCUGUACACCCAGAAUGUGGUUAUCAGUAUGGAGGAGCAGGAAGACCAGCAGAAACAGGCCAACGAGGGCAAGGCACCUAAAGAGAGGCCCGUCUGGUUGACCCAGAGCACCGUGCAGGGGGCUUACAGCGAGCCUGACAUCCUCAAGAGCCGUGGAGACGUUGUACCCGGAGCCCAAGAUGGAGCAGCUGGUCUUGGAAUUGGUCAGUCAGAUGAAAAUGAGGAAGUGAUGCGUGCCCUGCUCAUCCAUGAGAAGAGGGGUGUGGCAGCAGCAGGUGGAGGCGGAGCAAGCGCCGCAGCCAAGGGGCUUACCUCCGCCACGGCUAAUGCCAGCGACUCAGAGAGCGACACCAGCGAAUCGGAUGACGACUCUCCUUCAGGUCCUCCCGCUGCCACAGCUACUAAGUAUCGGGGUGCUGAGGAGGAGGAGGAGGAGGAGGAUGAUGACUUUGAGGAAGUGGGAGAUGAGCCAAUGGUGAUGGUGGGAGGCCGGUCGUUCUCAUACCGAGAAGUGAGCCAGAGGCCAGAGCUAGUGGAGCAGAUGUCUGCACAGGAGAAGGAGGCCUACAUUGAAAUGGGACGAAACCUCUUCCAGGAUAUGUACUUCUGAAUACACACACAUACACACAAAUAUAUGCACAUGUAUUUACACACACACACACACACACACACAGCCAAACAAUUUGAUGGAUUGGCAUUUAAGUCCUGAAUAUAUACUUCUGUUGUCUCACGCUGUCAAUAUCGGAGGCAAAGUUUUUAAGAACAACUUUUCAAGAAGAAGAAGACGCUGCUCAAGAAGUAUUUACAGCCAGCUUUAUGCUCUUUCAUUAUAAGAACCAAUCACACUCUUCGACAGUGUUGUGUCACACUUUUAGUAUUCUGUCUCAAGUAUUUUCUAAACUCAACAACCAAGAAGGGAGCUAUCCAGCUGAAAUCUGUGCACUGAGUGCCAACUUGUUUUUUCUUACUGUUUUAUUUUCAUUUCAGCUGUAAGUUGAACUGUCUGUCUACACCAGUCUCGUUUCAGCCGCGUUUUCAGCCAUCCAUCUCUCACAUGUCUGACGAAACAGAUUUGCUUCAAUUUGAAUCAAUACAGCUGUCUACUUAGAAGUGUAUAUUUCUAUGCUUCAAGUCUGUUUCAUUCUGACUUAAGCUCAUGACUACAUUGAUGUGUUGGGCUGUGAGUGAUGCCGAGUGCGCAGCAGUACAGUGGCUGAACACAUGCAGUGUGACACUGACAGAUGACUGAAGCUGCUGCUGUGCUUCUUUCACUACACUGCCAGUGUAGAAAAGGUGGUAAACUGAAUAUCUUCUGUUUUUUUUUUUUUGUUUUUGUUUUUUUCUGAAAUAGGACCACAGACUGGAUUUAAAAUCUCAGGCAAAUGUGAAAUACAAAAACGAAGAUAUGGGUAAAUUGUUGUGGUUAACAGUAAAACAUUUGUUAUUCUGAGUAAUCUGUAAUAAAAGAUACUGCAGUAUCAACAA